CGGACCGAGGUUACAGCGCGUUGAGUCCUGGUUAUCUUUCGUUCAGCCCUGGCGCGCUGAUUGAAGUUACUGAAAACCCUCCUGGCAGGUUUUGGGGGAAGCUUGACGAGCACGUUCAAGGCUGGAUUGCCCCAAAGGUUUUAAAUACCUGUUUAUACUCGGCGGAUUUCCUUGAUGAAGAAUUUUCAGUGGAAUCUCAAGAAAGCGCUGAAAAUGUUUCGAAUACAUCAACACUAGUGUUCAAUGGCUCGAAAUUGGCAUUCCCUCAAAACGACAAAUCUGACUUUUUACAGCUCCGCGUGGAUCCUGAGUUCGCUUACUUCGACCGUACUGGAUACAUAUCAGUGCUCAGUUCUUUCGAAGAAAAUGUGCUACUCUUCUUAAGGCCGCGCCGGUUCGGCAAGUCCCUGACACUUAGUAUGCUUGCAUACUUCCAUGGGGUAGAACACCGCAAGCAUUAUGAUAACCUCUUCAAGGGCCUUGCUAUUGACCAGUAUGUCCAAGCCGGCACUGUCAUACCCUACCAGUACCUUGUUUUGUCUCUCGAUUUUUCUGCUUUUAACCGCGAUCCUGAUCCCAAGAUUGCCAAAGCUGGACUCUUCAAUAUGAUUAACAGGGCUAUUGGAAAGUUCUACACCACAUAUGCAAAUAAUGCUAUUGAUAGUCUUAAUCGAUGUGUCAAUGUUGUCCAAUUUGCACUCCGAACAGCUGAAGGUGUCAUCAAUCACCAACUCACUGGUGUGAAGGGGAUAUACCUCCUAGCUGAUGAAUAUGAUGCCUCUGCCAAUGAGUACUUAAAUCUCAAUAACACCACAAGCUAUGACAAUAUUCACAAAGGGCAGUCCUCACUUAAGGACUUCUGGGCAUGUGUAAAGUCUUCAAUGGGCUACCAGAGGAUUAUAAAAUGUUUUAUUACAGGAGUGUUGCCACUCUCACUGGAUGGUGCUACUAGUGGUUUUAAUAUCGCGACAAAUGUUUCUGAUGAAGAAGAACUAGCUGGGUUCUGUGGCCUCAGUUAUGGUGACGUGCGUUCCGCUUUGAAGGCUUUCUGCAAAAAUGGAGAUGUUGAGAAACACUUCCGUAUCAUGGUACAGCACUAUAAUGGUUACAGUUUCUCACCAUAUACUGCAGCCCAGCGUGUCUUUAAUACAAACACAUGCUUAGAGUAUCUUCAGACGUUGCUAAUGAAUGAGCCAAUCAAUCCAAGCAACCCUUCCAAUUGGGAAACAUCUGAAACUUUGCUCCAGAUGCUUGCUUGCUCACCUAUUGCAACUGACAUCCUUGAAAAGGUUGGUGGCCGUAAUUCAGCAUUUGAUUCUGAUCUCUGGCAUAAUCCAAUCAAAUAUGACACAUUGCCAUUACAAUUCCGGUUCUCCGAUUUGAAGAAGGAUGCCACAAGGAACAAAGAAGCAUGGCUAAGUUUUAUGCGCUAUGCCGGGGGUCUAACGUAUGCCAAAGAAGAGCCUGGGAAGCAGUUACAAAUUCCCAACUUAGUUCAAGUUCAACGCUUCGCCAUGGCUGUUUUGGAUCGUUACCAGCUGCGCGUAAUGGAUAUUGAGGAGGGUCUUCGGAAAAUUGCAACUACUGGUGAUAUUUCACAAUUAUUGGGUUGUUAUGAAAGGUUAAUGAGCCAGCGUGACGUUGAUUACAGUGACUUCGACAAGAAUGAAGAGCACCACCGUGAUAGCAUCUACUACACACUUCUCAGGAAUCCACUUCUACAAGGACAUGUCAAUGGCGAUAACGGACAGAUAGAUUUGGUUAUCGAAAUACCAAGCACAAGCAACACAAUAAUCAUCGAAUUUAAGGUGAUUAAGAUCGAUUUUCUGAAUAUUGCGGGAGCCGAUCGCCUUCGGAAAGCGUCGACUCUAGAAGGCUAUUCGAGUGCAGAUGAUGUACUACAAAUUCUAUUUGGCUCUUGGGAUAUUAUCCGAGCUGGAAACUCUAUAAUUCGUUGGAUUACGCUCCCAGGAGGGCCAGCCGCUCAGUUGGCGAGUUAUUGGAAUGGACCGCAAGUUGCUGAUAUGCGCAGUCAGGGACAUGUUUCCGCCUUCCUGGUAGUCAUUGUCGGCUCUCGUAAGGUUCUGUUUUCCCGGUUGAAUGAUAAUGGCCAACUGGAAAAUUUUAAUUUUGCAUGUCCAAUUAGUGGGUGA
Messenger RNA from Paraglomus occultum, 2153 nucleotides. The record is from the annotation of a GenBank genome assembly. NCBI's taxonomy places the organism in Eukaryota, Fungi, Glomeromycota, Glomeromycetes, Paraglomerales, Paraglomeraceae.